Chara braunii is the source of this 5555-nucleotide messenger RNA. Lineage: Eukaryota; Viridiplantae; Streptophyta; Charophyceae; Charales; Characeae. The record is from the annotation of a GenBank genome assembly.
GGCGUGGCAGUUCUCUCUCUCUCUCUCUCUCUCUCUCUCUCUCUCUCUCUCUCUCUCUCUCUCUCUCUCUCUCUCUCUAUCUAUCUAUCUAUCUAUCUAUCUAUCUAUCUAUCUAUCUAUCUAUCUAUCUCUCCUCCGACAAGGGCGACGAUGACGAAGCGAUGGCGUGGGAGCGGCUAACGGGCGAUGACGUUCGUGAUGGCUUGGGCGAUGCUGAUGAUGCUGGCAAUGGGGACUUGCUCGUCGAUGAUGGGCAUGAUGGCGACGAUGGCGAAGAUGGUGACCGUGGGGUCGACGACAACGAAGGCGAUGACUCCAGUGGCGAGCUGAGGCGGGGGGAUGGUGGAGUAGGGGUGGGCGGGAAACCGGGGCCCAUUCGAAAUCGAACGAAUCCCAUGUGGGGCUACCCACUUCAGCUGGCGAAAGCUGGGGCCGUGAGCGCUCGAGUCACGAGGCUAUGGUCGCUCGAAGCAGCAACCGCGAGAUGGCAGAUCCUAUCUAGCCUACUCUACAAUGCCGCUGAUGACGUCAACAGCUCCCUGAAGUACGAGCAGAUCUCGACCAAUGUCGCACGCUUCAAGCACCAGAUGCCCUGGCCGUUGGGGGUCGUUGAUGAUCAAUACUCCUUAGGGCCAGAUCCCACUGGCAAAGAGGAUUGGAAGAAGUGUCUGAAUCUGGACGUGUUCCACGCAGAGUGUGAGGUCAUCGGACAUCGAGCAAACCAGGAUUGCAUCCUCCAGGAUGCUGGCAAUGUGGAGCCUUGUGAUGUUCUUGUUGGCUCUCAGGUUUGUGAGAGAGCGGGCUUGCCAGCAGAUGGCCAGGUGGGCUGGGGGGCUGGCGGCCUGCCAGGCAGCGCCGCCACCAAUCCCAGCAGCGCCGUUAUUGUUGUCGUUUCCUUUGCUGGUGCUAUCAAAUAUAUCACCAAAGACACUGUAGUUGAUAUUCUCGAAAUGAUUGUCGUUGUCGUUGUUGUUGUUGAUGUUGUUGUUGUCAUUGUCAACGUUCUCGUUGUUGUCGUUAUUACUGUCACCUCUGUUGAUGUUAUUGUUGCCGUUGUUGUCGUUGCAAUCAUUAUCGAUGUUGAGUUCUCCAUGACUUUCGACUUUGUCCGUGAGACCAAGGGUGGUACGACCACCCACCCCUACACACCUGAAGAAGAGGCCAAGGCCGCCGCAAUCCUGAAGGAGAGGAGAGAGAAGAAGGAGGCCAAGAAGAAGGCCUUGUUGGAGCAACGGGCGGCGAAACUGAAGAAGAUAGAGGAGGAGAUGGCCAGAGAGAAGGAGAGGCUGAAGAAAGAAGAAGAAGGGAAGUUAAAGGAAGUUGAAGAGGAAGAAGAAGAAGUAGAAGAGGAGCCACUGGAGAGAGGAAGGAGAGGUAACAGAGGGGAGUCCAGUGAGACAAAGGAGGACCUGAUGGAGAAAAAGAUUUCAGAGUGGGUUGCAGGACUGACCCUGGGAGAGGAUGAGGAGGCGCUAAUGUAUGUGCCCAGGGACGAGCAGGAGGCGGCCGUGCGAGAGUGGGAAGCUGAAAGUGAUCCACUCAAGCGACAAGUAUUAGAAGAUGAGAAGAGGAUGGAGUGGAAGUUCCGCCUCACUAGGGAGAGGAAGAGGAGAAUGGAGGCGGCAACAGAGGCGGCAGUGGAGUUGGAAGAGAUCCGGAAGCAGAGGGAUCAGAUGGCGGUCCAAGUGGAUUUAUUGGGGAAAGUAGAGAUCCUGGCCAAGAACGUGGAACGCCUGGUGAAGGUCCAGGAGGAGCAACUUUUAUUUGGGAGAGGUCAGGACAUUGCCGUGCAUUCGAUACGGUCGGGACUUAGGGACUUUGCUCCGGAGUUGGCCAUGCAGGUGGGCUUGCAUGUGACAGCCCGCCUCGAGGGCACGAAACGAUACUGUGUUGGUGCCAUUGAGGGCGCCAAGCUGACUGCCCCAAAGGAAGAAGAAGCACGCCCCCGUAGAGAGCCGGUCAAAGUGAAGUUUCCUGAUUCCUACAGUGGAAAGAAGGAAGAAAACUUUGACAAUUGGGAGGCCAACGUUAAAACGUACGUGCACCUGCAGAAAGUGUCCCCCGAUGAACAGAUCCUAAUCGUCAUCCAUGCGUUGAAGGAAGAAGUCGCCAGUUUUGCACGCUCCUUAGUCCGCGCUGCUAACUGCAGCGAUGAUGUGGUUGCCUACCCUGCGUUCACCCCUCUCACGGACUUUCUUAAGUUGCUGUGCGCACGAUUUGCAGAUGUCUCGCGCAGCAUCAGAGCCUCUGACCGAUUGCAAACUAUCCACUCUCGUCAAUGGAGGAGUGCCAAGGCACUCAAGGGAGUAAUGGACGAGUUAGUGGCUACCCCUGACCAUGGAGUCACAGAGACCCAACUGGUCAACCUCUUCUAUCAGGCUAUGCCCGAGUCGUUGCGUGGGAACUUCUUUGAGAAGAGUCAGCAACCCACCAUGACCUACGACGCAUUGAGCAGGGAAGUGGUGGCAUUUGAAGCGAAGUCUGCGUCGGUUUCCACUUUCUGGCACAAGGAUUUGGACAAGGGAAAAAGGUGGAAGGGUCGCACUAUCUCAGGGCAGGUGAAGACAAAGGAUAGCCUGAUCCUUACCUUAGAUGAGGGUAGUGUCGACGAGAUCCCCUACGAUCAGAUAGAGUGGGGACUCGAGGGAGAUGACAGUAGUAGUAGUCAGGGGAGGACCUACGCUGCUGUCGCGGCCGGAAGGAGGCCGCAAGGAGGAGGACGGGGCCAGGGCCAAGGGGGCCGGGCCUCAGGGAACCGUUCUCAGGGCGAUCAGGGGGUUGGCGGCAGAGGAGGAAACCGCCAAGCGGGAGGAAGGGGUCAAGGUCCCCCGCAAAACCGGUCUGGGAAUAGGUCCCCUUAUAGGAGAAGUGGAUGGCACCCAGGGCUGCCACAAGGCAGACCUUGGGAAGAUCAGGGCCUGGACCAGCGCUUAUGGCAACAUCGUGUGAACCAGGGGCAGUGCAUCUACUGCAGUGACCAUGGCCACAUCAUCAAAUAUUGUCCGAAGUAUAGGGAGGCUCAUUGGGCUGCCCAGGAAGCAAAAGAGGAUAGCCUCCCGUUUGACAUAGUCCUGGGUAUGGACUGGGGAGAGGCAGCAAGGGUCACACUCCACUUGAGAGAGCACGAGUGUAGGCUCCCUAGUCCAUCAGGCGGUGUCAAGACUGCCCGUCUGUUUCAUGUGUCAGGAGUAGACAACUCCCUGACACAUUGCUGCCUCAGCGCUCCUGCAUUCGCAAGGCUAGUGAAAAAGGAGCAGCUAGAGGAACAGGUUUUUGUAGCCUAUGUUAGGCCAGUCACUGAGCCUAAGGAAAAGAAGCCUAUAGACCCUGCUAUUGCCAAGCUGCUGGAAGAAUUCACCGACUUAGCAAAGCCGCCGACAGGAGUAGUGCCGCGGCCUAUCCAGCACCGCAUUGAGAUUGAGCCUGGCAGUAGGACCCCCAAGGGAGCAGUGUAUAGGAUGUCCCCGCGGGAGUUAGAGGAGUUGCGCAAGCAAUUAGACGAACUCCUAGAGAAGGGUUGGAUUAGGCCCAGUUCGUCUCCAUUUGGAACACCUGUUCUAUUUGUCCCCAAGAAGGAGGGAGAGCUUAGGAUGUGUAUAGACUACAAGGGUCUGAAUGCUAUCACAGUAAAGAAUGCUGAGCCACUGCCUAGGAUAGAUGAUCUUCUAGAUCGAGUGCAGGGGUGCAGAUAUUUUACGAAGAUAGAUCUAAAGUCCGGAUAUCAUCAGAUAGAGGUUCAUCCUGAUGAUCAGUACAAGACAGCUUUCCGGACCAGAUACGGGCACUAUGAGUUCAUCGUGAUGCCCUUUGGACUAACCAACGCGCUAGCGACUUUCCAGCGAUGUAUUAAUGAUUUGUUUAGGCCGUGGUUAGAUAGGUUUGUUGUAGUUUACUUGGAUGAUAUCCUAGUGUUUAGUAAGACCCCCCAAGAGCAUCAGGGUCAUCUCAGGCAGGUCUUGGAGAAGCUGCGAGAAGCUAACUUCAAGAUCAACGCAAAGAAGUGUGAAUGGGUGAAAACCCAAGUGUUGUAUUUGGGCCACGUCUUAGACGGAGACGGCAUCAAGCCAGAGGAUAGUAAGAUUGCAGCGAUCAGGGAUUGGCCUACACCGCGUACGUUGACCGAGUUGCAGUCGUUCUUAGGCCUAGCAAACUAUUAUAGGAAGUUCGUAAGGAGCUUCUUCACUAUCGCUGCGCCCCUUCGCAGACUGCUAAGGAAAGAGACCAUCUGGAAGUGGGACAAGGACUGCACGUCUGCUAUGAAGAAGUUGAAGCAGGCACUCAUAGAGUAUCCAGUCCUUAAGGUGGCCGAUCCGUCCUUACCCUUUGUCGUCACUAUGGACGCUAAACAGUACGGCAUAGGUGCUGUUUUGCAGCAAGACGAUGGCAAUGGUUAUAGGCCCGUAGAGUUCAUGUCUGCUAGGAUGCCUUCAGAGAAGGUUGCGACAUCUACCUAUGAGAGGGAACUCUACGCUCUUAGGUCACGACUAUCUGGCUUUCAAUGUGAUGUGGUGUUGUAAUUGGAUUUCUGUCAUUCGCUCCUGCUCAUUUUCCUUGCAUUGCUUUUUGGUCGUUGUAAUCCUUUCCUGUGCCAGGACUUCAGCUCUCUUCUGGUGAAGCUAUAAACUUUCUGCAUUAUUAUUAUUAUUAGAUUUGGUGGCUGUCAUCAGUUUGGUUUGAUGGCUGUACGAUGAGAACGGGCAGUCUUCCAGAAUAAAUCCAUACAAUUUUGUUUGGCAAAGCUGUGCAAUCAGCGGCAACAAAUCUCCCAGAUUGGCAAAACUGCCACAUGUCCAGACAGCAGGCAGCCUUCAACGCUCGACCAAUCAAGUUGCAGACGCAUGCGCAUGCAGUAAAGCGCAGCAGGCUGGGUAAGCUCAGACUCUUCUCCUGGAACAACGACAGCCCCGUAAUGCCAUCCUGCCGGACCCGACUUCAAGAACCCUCUCAGCUUCCAUUUAUGGGGGGUUCGAUCUGUGCAUUUCUGGCAAUCGUUUUGGUGUGGGGUUGCUUGCCUGUCUCUUAUGGCUGGGGAACAGAUGGACACAGGAUUACUUGUGCAAUUGCCGAGGGGCGACUGACAGAGGUAGCAGCUGCGAAAGUGAACGCACUGCUGUUGGAUGGCAAGAGAAUCCAACGGCUUUCCGACCUUUGUUCUUGGGCUGACACCAUCAAACGCAGGCGUGGGUACACGUGGUCAAGUACAUUACACUACUGCGACACGCCGGACUUUGUCUGUACCUACAAUCGCAAAAGGGACUGCAAAGACACGAUGUGUGUCACAGAGGCAAUAAACAAUUUCACAAACCAGUUGGUGACCGGGCAAACAGAAGCUCCAAAGACCAAUCUGACAGAGGCAUUGUUGUUCUUAGCUCACUUCGUUGGGGAUGUCCAUCAGCCGUUGCAUGUAGGCUUUACGUCCGACCGUGGUGGGAACACUAUUAUCGUGCAGUGGUACGGAAAGGAGAGGAAUUUACAUGAGAUCUGGGACAGCGAGAUUAUCGAACGGGGGCUCAAAACGAAAUUCCGCACAGCAAACAAUCUGACAGCUUAUCUCG